This is a messenger RNA of Orussus abietinus, 13463 nucleotides long. RefSeq lists its product as uncharacterized. Gene Ontology annotation, biological process: error-prone translesion synthesis; double-strand break repair via homologous recombination. Bases 356 to 12718 code for a protein of 4120 amino acids. The record is from RefSeq and is a predicted model, not a curated record. Lineage: Eukaryota; Metazoa; Arthropoda; Insecta; Hymenoptera; Orussidae. Gene Ontology annotation, molecular function: DNA binding; nucleotide binding; DNA-directed DNA polymerase activity. The transcript has 20 exons. Gene Ontology annotation, cellular component: zeta DNA polymerase complex; nucleus.
CAAGGUGCCGGGGAGAAUCGUGAGCGCGCAGUUCGCGAGCGUAGCGUGUCGGUUAAUACGCGCGUUUCGGCCCUGUUUUUGCACGAAGGCAAGGUAUCGAGGAGCAACACGAGUUUCAAGCGUAGGAGCGGGGAAUUCGCGCGCAAGUUCGGGUGCUGGCAGUUCGGCGCUUCAGGAGUCUCAAAGGGGCAAGGGCCCGCGUAGGAUGCGCGUGCGCUCACGGUUAACCGUCAAAAGCAGCGAAAAGCCGGAGCAGGAACGGCGGUAAACAGUUGGACCGAGUUCGGCGCAAACCACGAGCGGGCCAGAAGACCCCAUCUUCGAGGUCACUCUGAAAGCCCUUUGAAGUGAUUCAAUGUUUUCUGUACUCUUGGUGUGCGCCGAUAGCUACCAGGCUCCUCCAAUACCACCGUUGGACCCGACGUUCUCAGAGUUUCGUGGAUCCGAAAUUAGGCAUGUACCUGUCAUCAGAGUAUUCGGAUCUACGUCAACCGGUGAGAAAACAUGUUUGCAUAUACACGGAGUGUUCCCAUACAUGUACGUGCCAUACACAGGAGAAGAGGAUGGAGACAGCUUAGCAUAUCGACUCGCUGCGUCAUUAGACUCGGCGAUUAACAUUUCUCUAGGAUCGGCUGGAUCCAAUAUUCAGCAUGUAUUCAAAAUUCAGCGUGUUUCGGGAGUACCGUUUUACGGAUACCAUACGAGAGAGCACCAGUUUUUUAAGAUCUACUUUUACAAUCCUGCGAUGGUUAAGAGGGCUGCGGACUUGUUGCAGAACGGUUCGGUGCUCGACCGCAGUUUGCAACCUCACGAGGCGCACAUACCGUACGUAAUGCAGUUCAUGAUAGAUUACAACCUGUACGGGAUGAGUGCGAUAAAUCUUCUCAGCGUGAAGCACCGACGACCCGCUCUCUCAAAAGACGAGGCGGAAACGACCCUCGAUGGCGGGUCACUGGAUCGAGGUCGAGCUUUCGAGGAGUAUCUUCCGACCUCCGUGCUUCGCCAGAGCUCUUGCAAGCUGGAAGUCGAUGCCUGGGCUUCGGAUAUCCUCAACAGGCGGACCAUCCAGAAGGGGAUGGAAUUGAACCCAGGACUGGAGGCCAUUUGGGAGGAGGAGAAAACCAGAAGGUCGCGCGCCGGUCUUGGGGAUUCCGACUCUCAGCUGGUCAACCCCAAAAGUCCAUCUCGGCCAUUUUGCCCGCCUACGGAAAACGACCUAUAUCAAAAGCGACGGCUCGAGCAAAGGCUGCUCAGGAUAUCCCAGAAUGACGAAAGCAUUCUGUUCACGAAUUCAAAUCCGUCUUCCUAUCCGAUCGAGUCGUCGGAGAAAGAGAGCCUGCUGAACGCUUCGUACAUUGAAACCCAUGUUGGGUCAUCUGUGAGGAACCAAUCUUCGGGAUCUAUCACACGAGGACAUCUUGAGUCGCAUUCGCUUAACGAGUCGAUACAAGGGAGACUUCAGGGAAGCAGCGUGGACUCCAGUAUCUUGGAUGCAAACGACCUGUCCUUGAUGGAACUGCUGGCUAAUUUAGCUUGCGACGAGGAGGAAGACAAGUUCGACGAGGACAGCGUCUUGAGUUCGCAGAGGUCGGGGAUGCCGGAAGAUCCUAAGAGCGAUAACGAGGACGAGGCGGUAGACUUAAAUCUCACGUGUUUAGAACUGGACACGCUGAGUUCCUGGGACCUGAGUCAGAAAACGAAUAGCCAGACAAGAUGCAUCGAUAAAGACAUUCCUGCGGGAUGCGGUUCGCUCCGAUGCAGUCAGUCCGUGAAAGAUGCCACCCUGGUCGAGGUCGAGUGCUUUCCUCAGGACAGGUUUCCCCAGCUCGAUGGGGCCGGGGAUUUGUCGCCAAACAAGUUGAUAACUGAGGAGUCCCGGCACAUCAGCAAGGUUUUACCAUACCCCCUAAGAGAGACUGCACCUCGGGGCUUGUCGAACGACCUGGACAAGGUGCGGGUCAACAACUCACAGCAUCAAAAUCCCGGGGGAAGCGCCUCGAGCCACCAAGCCGAGGCACUCUUCGACUUGAACCUAUCCUCCACCUUGACCGACAGCCUCUACAACAUUGAACAGUACGGCGGAGUUUUCAACGAGCUGUUCACUCGGUUCCCUGAUGGCGGUCCCGACCUAAGCUCCGACCUGGAGAACCUGCAGUCGACCGUAGAGAUCGGCAUGCUGUCGCCCAGCAUCGAGGACGCGUCGGAGGCCAGCAACGAGAGCACCGAGGACGAGAAGAUCCCCUUGGACAUGGUCCUCACUGGAGACCCCUGCUUCACGGAGAGCGCCGUCUUCGACAGAUCCGACCUUACCGAGCUAAGAGAUCAGUACGUGAGUCUGUUAGGUAGUGCUCUGCUUCCCGAUGUCCAUCUAGGACCCGUAAUCGAGGCGACACGAGGACCGGACGACGCGUCCGAGUCCAAGCGCGAGAAAUCCGAGGCCCCGGUCGGGUCUAGGUUCACCAGGUCGCAUCUCGCCGACGGAGGCGGCAACGGCGAUGGCGGAUCCGGCCCGUCGUCGGAGAACGUCACGCCCAACAUCCAAGAGCCGGAGAACGCGAGUCGCGGGAAAGUCAAGAUGGCGGACGGCGUCACCGAGGCCCCCGAGACUGGAAAAGAAGGUAGCAAAGUUUUCCCUGACAAUUCGGAUUACAAUUGUAACGUAGUCGCUACUUGGGAAGAGCUUCAGAACCUGAGGUUCGUCGAGAAGCAGUCCGGACGGAGAAGGCGGACCAGGAGGAACGGUAAGCAGAUCCUGCACCGGGCAAACAACGACGGCAGAAACGAGAGGACGCCUGCCAGCAAAUCGAAGAGGAACGCCGAUGCUUCAGCCGGCGUCCACAGCGACGCCUCCUUCGUCGUCUCUAACAGGAUCGACGACACCACGAUCAAGCUCGUCCUCAGGAGGGAGAGGAUGGUGGACGUCGAGAGCGUGAGGAACGACCCGAACAGGAAGACGUACGCUUGCAAGAGGGCGACUGCCCUGUGGAGUGGGAAGGAGAGGUCUUUGCACAGGUCGCCUAGAAACAGGAAACAGGUGUUGAGGGGUUCGCACGAUGCUAGCCAGAGUGGUCUCGUCCAGCAGGUAUACGAAACCUCGAGGGAGAGCAGCUCGGUUCCCAGCGAGUGCGUCUUGACGCACGGAGAGUUGGCCUCUCUGCUGCCGGUCUACGCCUUCCCAGUCGACGACGUUAGGGAGACCUUGCCAGGAACUCAGUGCUCCAAGUACGAUUCCGUUAACGGGGAGACGCUGGUCGACGAGAUUCUGCGAGACUUCGAGGAGGCCAAGCGGUGCCAGGAGCGUUCGGAAAAGGAGAACCACCUAACUUCUUUAACUCCGCCGAUCGACUCACAUUACUCGUAUUACUGCUCUCAACAGUCCCACAAUGGCUCGAUUUACGGUACCCGAAGUCAUGUACAUUGUGAAAUCGGGAGGAAGGACAUGCACCAGAACCAUGUCCACUCUUCGGAGCACAUCUGGGUGAUCGAAAAGCGGAAACGGGGGAAGCCGAAGAGGUUCCAACCUGUCGUCUGCACCAAGACUGGGUGUCUACUUCCGGUCAUCUUCUUGGAGAAGAUGCACGUCAACGACCCGAGUCCUGGGAACACGACCCUGGUCGACGAGAACCGAUGCUUCCGGGUGGCGGAAGGUGAGUCCUCCUGUCGAGACCCGAAACGCUUCCCCAUGGAAAGCGCACCUUGCCCAGCGAUAAACCAGGUUACAAUUGAUCAGAGAAAACUCAUUCGAGGUAACUGCGAAGUGAAUCCGACGCCGAGCGAUUUACCCGUUGCUUGUAGCCAGGUAGAGAAUCCGAUGACAAAAAGAGCUGGACAGUCUCCUUCGAAGACCGCCAGUCCUGCAAAAGUGGCCGUCACAGUGAAAAGCUCGAGGAACUUGCGGGGCAUUAUUGGUGAAAAGACUCCGGUUAUAAUCAGUAAAAUUUCUCCCAGGUCCCCGACCAAGAGGAAACAGAGGUUGGUCCUGGUGAAGCUGCAUAAAGCCUUGGAUGAGCGGCCACGCGGUUCAAGCACCUUCGAGAAGAGUAUCGGCGAAAAGAGCUGCGAGAAAAGUUCAAAGUGUCACGGAAACUCGUCUCUUCCGAUGGAUUCGAGCGUGGUGUCGGACUCGAAGACCUCUCUGACGAGUAGUUCCGUCGACACACAAGGUGACUUCAAGAACUCCCCGAAAGAGUGCGAUAGCAUCGACUUAUUACGACCGAUCUCCCUUGAGAUUUCACCUAGGAGAAUCUUACCUCGUCGCGGCUCUCCUAAGAAGAAUUUCCCUGGCUCCCUGAAUAAGGAUGAGACCUACUUGAAGAGACACGGUACCAUCGACAACGUCGCCGAUGAAGCUAGCAAAGUGUCCAGCAAAGCUUCGAGCUUGGAUCGAGUACCUUCGAUGGAGUUGCAGUUGUCUUCUGCCUUCAACUGUUUGACUGAAAAUGUAUCGCUGCCGGUUCAACUGAACGUUUCAUCCGAAUUUCGGUGGCCCGUGAGAUUGUUCAAAGAGAAACAAGUUGUCAAUAGCGAGGGACUGGUUACACUAUGCGAGCCAGUCUUGAGUAUCUGUGCCGACAAGGAAUCGAAGCGCAAUGCCUCUGGGUCGUUGGCAGAGCUCCUGAAAGCGGGUGAAUCAGAACUCAAAGAGGGAAAUAAGAGAAUCAACGGUAGCUAUGACGACCGCUCGAGUAUGGACUGCCUAGAGAACCCGAUAGAGACCAUCGACCAGGAGAAGAUUUUGUCGUUGGCGCGCAGAAGGCUGUCCCCGAGGAAACAAGGAAGAAGAGGCAGAAGAGCUCUCGAUGGCUCGAAUAAUAACAUUCGGAUAAUCCUGCCCGAUGAGAAUCGGACGAAAGACAUCGACGUAGAGGUGUUUGAUGAUAAAUCCUCUGCUCACUCGGUCGACUCUGCGAUCAGGAUUGAAAAUGACGAGUCUUGCACCUUACGAGAACAUGUUGAGGUAAAAGUGUUCGCCGUUUCAGCAGAAAUUGUCGAAGGAAGUGACGUUGAUGUAAGUAUUAAUCCUGAAGUAGCCUCUGCGAGCCUCCUCGCUCCCCCCGCGGAUAAGUUUGAAAAUAACAUUCUCGAGUCCAAUGUCAUGGAGGACAACCAGGAUUUUGUCGACUGUGCGGAAAAACUCGAGGAAUGCCCGAUAGUAAGCUGCGUGGAAGACAUUGGUCUUCCGGAAACGGAGCCUUCCGAGGAGCUGGAUUUAGGUGGAGACAGAGAGAAGUGCAUGGACGACAUCGAGUUGCCUGAAACGGAGCCGACCUCGCAACUGGAUUUGGUCACCGAUCAACCUGUUCUUCCUACGGAUGACUUUGUCGGUCCUGACAGUACCAUGGACUUUCACCAAUGCAGAGAGUAUGCCAUCGAUGCGAUAACAUCGGAGAUACCAAAGUGUCUCUUCGAGGAGGACUCGAAUUCUGAAGAGGACAAGCAGGCUCCAGAAGAGCAAAGUGAGGUGGCCUACAGGGACCCUAACAGCAAAGCUUCGGUGAACAUCAAGGAGGAGCUUUCGCAGAGCUAUAUUCCUGAUCAUAAAGGCUUGGAUGUCUAUGAUCUGGAUUUAAACUUCGAUAGCAUCGACGUUACCGAUGACGAGACCAUGGACACCUCAGCAGGGUCCAACGUAACUUGUUGCACUGUGACAAAAGAUAAUACGGAGACCCUGCAGUCUGAUAAGACUGUUUUCCCGGACUCCGAUAACAAAAUUAAUCAGAAUUCUGAAGAAUGUUCAGUGACGGGAAAUUUGGGUAACGGUGGCGUUUCUAUUAAUGAAUGUCCCGGUUUUCAAGAUUAUCCCAUGAUUAAUCGAAAUAGUCUAGAAAAUGGUAGGACUGAUGAAAGUGGGGAAAUUAGUGUUCGUGGCGAUGAAAAUAUUUUAGAUAAUGAAUACAUAUCAGUAGAGUCCGGGGAAGGAGUUACAAGUCUUGAGGAACAAUCCGAGGAGGGUGAAGACAAUGUGGGGAAUUGUAACACCGAUAAAUGCAGUGCCAUCGAUGAAGGUCAAGAAUGUCUCGAUGGUAAGUCCUGCAUGGAGAAUCAUGACAUCACAAGAAAAGGAGACAAGUAUGACAGGAUAGUUGAGAAAAACGAUGACAUCGACGAAGGAAAUAAGGAUGAUGAGUGUCAAAACAAGGAGUGCCAGGAAAAUAUCAAAGAUCAUGAAGAAAAGUACAACGACGCUAAUGAAGAUAAAAGUGAAAAUGAAAGUGAAGGAGGAAAUAGAGAAGAAAGUAUUAAUGUUAGUGGUGAUAAGUGUGACAGUGUGGUAAGAAAAGUGCAGAAAUUGACUCCUGCUAUUGAAGAGGAAUUUAAUCAACUUGCUGAGAAUAAAGGAAAACCUGUUAGCAAGGAAGAAUCUGAAGAGUCAAGUGACAUGGAGAAAAAUUUUAACGAACGAAAAGUUAUCGAAGAUGAAAGUACCACAAAAGCUAUAGAGGGAAACAAGGAAGAUCAGAGUGUAGGAGAGGAUAUUUAUAACAACAAUUUAGAAUGCCAUAGCAGUACAACCGAUGAUUCAGAAACGCAGAAGCUUGAAAAAGAACGUACCGAUGAGAAGGAAAUGGAUGGGGUAGAUUCGAUUCAACAUAAUGCCGUAACGGCAUCAAAUGAUAAAGAUGAUACCAACAUGGUACAUGACAAAACUGAAGAACCAGUUUGCGAACAGCUUAAAAGUUGUAAACGUGUUUCUAUAAAGUUGGAAAGGGUCGAUCUGAAUCGGAUGAACUUGACUCCCACGAAAAGUAGGAAGGUAGAAGUUACAAAGGAUUCUCCAAUGUCUCCUCGAAGCAAAAGUCAAUCACCGGUCGAACUAGAACCAGGAGCUGCUAGAACAAGGAAGGUAAAAGUGAAAAAGCAUGUUCGCUUUAAAAUUAAUCCGACUCAUAGGUCAUGGGAUAACGAGGAAAGCGAGGAAUCAACACGGAAAGUUUUGAGAUCACUCAAAAACAAAGACAUUGUUCAAGAGUUGCCUGAAACUACUGACUUGAUGAAGAACAAGCAGGAUGCCACCGAGCAAGAGGCAACGAAGAAAAUUAAAAAUUCUGAGACAACUAAGAAAACUCAAGAUUUGGAGACAAUCAAGAAAAUCGAAGCCUCUAAGGCAAUGAAGGUCACGUCUGUAUCCCUAACACCAAAGGAAGCACCCUUCCCGAGAACAACGAAGAAACCAGAAAUAUCGAAGAAAGCGGUCGACCAGAAACAAUCGAAGCCAGCGAAUGAACUUAAGCCACCAGAAGAAACACCUAAAGUAACGGAAGAAGUACGCGUACCAUCGACGGUGCAAGAAAUCCCUUCAUCAGGGACAUCAAAAAAGAUCCAAGCAUCGGCCGGUGUUAAAAAAAGGAAACGAACUGCAGAAGAAUUUACCCUCAAAGAAGCUAACCUUCUAGAGUUGAACUCCGUCGAGGUAUCGACAACCUCUAAGACACGAUUGAGGAGGGCAAAAGGUUCACUCACGAGAGAAAACAUCCCGAAGAUAAAUCUUCAAAACCCAUCAAAGAAGAAGCAGAAGACGGCAGAAGCCGAUUCAAAGACAACCCCUGAAUCCUCCGAUAAAUCUCCCUUAAUUAAAUUACCAAAACAACCCAGCGAUUCAAUUACACCGAGAGAACAUCCCGUCCUCGAAGCGGCGACACCAGCCGAAGAGCCCUCAAAAAGGAGGAAGAGAACCCUCGAAAACGAGAUUGAAAAAUCGAUGACCCCCGAGCCAGCAAGUGCUCCAGUGGAGGACAAAACCGAACAGAAAAUCCAAAACAACGAACUCUUGAAACGUAGAGUUCUUCAAAUUAAGGUCUCAUCUCACAAGAUGUCGAAAAUGGCUCGAGUGGUGGAGAAGAUAUUCGUCUCGCGGAAGAACAAGGUGCAGAGAAUCUUCUUUGACCCUAAAUUGUUGAUCGUGAGAACGUCGUUCAACGAGGGCCGCUUCACCAAACCGUCAAAGAAGCAAAACUUCCUCCUGCACUUCGGCCUGUGCACGGUACGACCCGACAAGAUGGAAUGGCGAGCAGUAACCUGCAAGACAGCCUACAUGCAACUAAAGGAGCCUCGGGUGAUGCUGCAAAAGUUGAGCCCCAGCACCCUGAGGAAGUACCGCAGGACCUGGAAGAACAAGGCGAGUACUACGAAGCGCAGGACCCAGAAGAAGAGCAAAAGCAAGCCGACAAUCCCAGCAUUGGACGGCGCAGCGGACGUCGACUCGGAUUCUUCCGACGAAGAGCACCCUGAAGAGGAAGAUGUGACGAUCGUACGGGAGGAGACGCGCGUCUGCAGCUAUGGGGCCAGAGCUCUCUCGGCUCCGCCAUGCAACGCGAUUGUAACGCCCGUUAAGAGGAAACGCGAGGAACCUAGAGGUAACGAAUCGCCGCUCCGAGAGUCGCCAAAACGAUCAAGUACGUUGCGGAGCCCUGGAGCUAAGUCGCGCGGUUAUCGUCCGCUAAACAUAAUUGUGACAUCUCCGAAGGUACGUAAAAGUUCCGCGGGCGCGAUAGCUCCCGAAUGCGGGGACGAAGGGACUUCGCCGCUGCACACGCCCAGGAUAGGAGGUCCACUGCGGGACAGCCUGCUGCGAGACAGGGUCUUUCGACCGUCACCUGCGCUCGUCAGUGGAAAAGAGAGUUCGAAUGAAAUUACCUGUGCACCGGAACAGCUUGGUGAGUUGCGCAGGAUACCCGAUGGCAGCCAUGCGAUGACUAGAGACGCGGUGCUGAAUAAUUCUGUAAAUCGUGAGACGAGAGGCGACGACGUCGAUCAGGAACACGAAGGUGAUGAUCACAGCGGAAGGGUUCGCAAGAGACUUUGUUUCAUGCCCGUCGAGGAGGAAUGCAAGACGUCCGAAAACGUGGACAAUGUCGUCGUUAAGCCUCAAGAGAGCAUUAUGGAAAAGUCCCUAGAUCACCAGGUUGCUCGGAAUAUCGAACGUGAGACUAAACGCGAAAUCGAGUCUUCGGAAAAUCAGCCCGAUGUCGAUUCGGAAACGGAGUUGCAGGCUUUAGACGUCGCUCAGAUAAUGGCUGAAUCGGAUUUAUCCGAUGGUGAAAACAACGAUGAAAGAUUUCUUGAGAUUCCUGAACACCCCGAUGGAAACAGAUGGGAGCUGGCUGAAGCGGGCGAUCAGCUGAUCAUACCACGUGACUUUGACAGCUCGCAGCAUGACGACGACAGACGCGAAACCGACGAAGAAGCCGAAGAAGACGCCCUUUCUAAUCUCACUUUCACGGAAUACAUGGACUCACGGUUGAACAAGCUCACCCAAAUAUCGUCGCAUAAAUCGGAGUUGAUUCGCGGCGAUAAAAAUCGAGAUGUCGCGAUUGCUCCCAAAUUUGCACCGCCCUCGCGUAAGAGAGUAAUCGAGAGCAUGGAGUUUUAUGGCAUAGCGAAAUUCCGAAACGUGGAGGCAUUCUACAGCGUUCAGUCGGACGUCGCAAAGCGGAAGGAAGUCUCGCACCGAGCUGUCAUGGUACCUGGUAAGGGAGUGACCGAUUUGGCAAAGUUUAAGUCGGAAUUGAACGACGUCACCGGUAUAACGCUUUGGCGAAGGAUGAAGGCCAACGAGCUGGAACAGUUUGGAGGCAGGAGGAAGUCCAACUUGAAGCGUGGUCUCGCAGGACAUAGAUCAUUGAUUAUAGAGCCUCUUCUUGCCCCUCCUAGUGUCCACGACGUGUGCACGUGGCUUAAAGUUAGGAAAUAUAUGAAGAAGAAGGAGGAGUCAUGCAAGCUUGCAACGGCUGAGAUGGGUCCAAGGUCGAUAGAGUCGACAUCCGAGGUUCUUUCAAAUACUGCUGGACAGCCUGCUGAUGGGACUUUCAACACGAGGGGUAGCAGCGAGAAUGAACGUCUUGGGGGGAAGAGCUCGAACGACGGUGCCGAUUCUUAUUUAAAGAGGGCGUUAGAGAACUCGAGGCUUUGGGGAGACGGCGACGAGUCGAAAAGCGGUUUCGGUUCCGAGGAAAGUGGUCCGGCUCGGCGGUGUACCGAUGAAAUGUUGAUUUUGAGGGGAGGCCUCCAAGGGAAGGGCCUUCAGAGGGCGUCAAAAAGCUCGAACGAGAGCAUCGAUUCUUCCCUGAGGGGGGCUUUGGAAAACUCCAGAUUCCGCAGAGAAGGAGAGACGUCGAAACGCGUACAUGUAUCCUACGGGCAAAUUGAAUGCCUCACCGAGGCCACGGCAAAGGACGCUGAAGAGGAGAAUCUACAGAACGCGAAAGCAGUAGCUACGCACCAGUACUUGACGGUGUUGUGCUUGGAAGUGCACGUCAUUACGAGAGGAAACCUUCUACCAGACCCGCAACAGGAUCCUAUUCAAGCUUUAUUCUAUGUGAUUCAAAGCGACGUAUCAAGCGCCUCGGAUCGUAAAGCUUUGGAAUGUGGUAUCAUCGCAGUGGAUGCUGACUACGAUGCAUCAAUGAAACGAUCGGGAUACCUAUUCGGCUCAGGUGUGACAUGUCCAGUAUUGUAUGCAGGCAAUGAAGAAGCUUUGUUGGAAAGCCUUGUGAAUUUGAUAAAUCGCCACGAUCCGGACAUUUUCAUCGGAUGGGAAAUUGAAAGUCUGUCUUGGGGCUACGUCUUCCAAAGAGCUUCUCGUCUGAACGUAAAGCUAACCACUCGAAUCUCACGUGUACCUAGUGCCAGAGGUACAAAAGACUCCCUUACCUCGGAUUUCGAGUCCCAUUCCGACAUCAAAGUGACGGGUCGAAUUGUUCUCGACUGCUGGAGAUUAAUGAGGCACGAAGCAGCGCUGUUGAGUUAUUCUUUCGAGAACGUGAUGUAUCAUGUGUUGCACGAGAGAUUGCCAGAGUCGUCGUUUAAAAUGCUGAAGGACUGGUGGAUGCAUCCUAGUCCAGGGCAACGGUGGAAAGUUGUGAGUUAUUAUCAUACGAAGAUCCUUGGCACUCUCAAACUUCUCGAACAACUGGACCUGAUAGGCAGGACCAGCGAGCUCGCUCGACUGUUUGGCAUCCAAUUUUUCGAGGUCCUCUCCAGAGGCUCGCAAUUUCGAGUCGAGUCGAUGAUGCUGAGACUGGCUAAGCCUUUGAAUUAUAUCCCGGUAUCGCCAUCGGUGCAGCAACGAGCCAAAAUGCGAGCUCCUGAGGCUCUACCUCUCAUCAUGGAGCCAGAGUCAACAUUCUAUGUUGACCCGCUCGUUGUUCUAGACUUCCAGAGUUUGUACCCGAGCAUCAUAAUCGCUCACAACUACUGCUUUUCGACGUGCCUCGGGAGAAUAGAGCACAUUGGACAGCCUCAUCCUUUUGAUUUCGGAGCGACCUCCCUAAAGAUUUCAAAAAGCACGGCUUUGAGAUUGGAGGGGAAGAUAAACUUCUCUCCUUGCGGCGUGGCUUUCGUGAAGUCGUCCGUUCGCCGAGGAAUAUUGCCCAGGAUGUUGAAGGAGAUUUUGGACACGCGGUUGAUGGUGAAGAAAGCCAUGAAGGAUCAUCCACAGAGCGACCGCACACUGCAACGAGCUCUUCACUCUCGACAAUUAGGACUUAAGCUCAUUGCCAAUGUUACUUAUGGCUACACGGCUGCGAACUUCAGUGGACGUAUGCCCUGCAUCGAGGUAGGCGAUAGCGUAGUAAGCAAAGGCAAAGAGACCUUGGAGCGUGCUAUUAAAUUAGUCGAGUCCACGCCGAAAUGGGGAGCUCGCGUUGUUUACGGCGACACAGAUUCCCUCUUCGUCCUCUUACCCGGAAAAUCGAGAGAGGAAGCCUUUAAAGUCGGAGCAGAAAUAGCCGACGCGGUAACAGAAUCCAAUCCAAAUCCCAUAAAGCUGAAAUUCGAGAAGAUCCUGCAGCCCUCGAUACUUCAGACUAAAAAACGAUACUGUGGCUAUAUGUACGAGACUCCUGACCAGGCCGAACCAGAGUUCCUUGCAAAAGGAAUAGAGACUGUUCGUAGAGAUGGCUGUCCUGCCGUUGGAAAGAUACUUGAAAAAUCUCUGAAGAUCCUCUUCGACACGAAGGACGUGUCCUUGGUGAAGCAGUACGUCACUAGACAAUUGGAUAAGAUCUUGCGUGGCAGCGUCUCAUUCCAGGAUUUGACCUUUGCAAAGGAAUUCCGUGGAAUGCGAGGAUACAAAGCGGCGGCCUGUGUCCCUGCCUUGGAAUUGACCAAAAGAUUGUUGAGAAACGACCCUCGUGCCGUUCCGAGGAACAGCGAGCGAGUACGAUACAUCGUGGUUGCUGGUGCACCGAACGAGCCUCUCAUUAAUUGCAUUCGCACGCCCUGGGAAUUGAUUGAAGACCCUGGCCUUCGACCCAACGCAACCUACUAUAUUACCAGGGUCAUCAUUCCUCCACUCAACCGAUGCUUUAAUCUCUUCGGAGUGGACGUCAACGCCUGGUACAACGAAUUGCCGCGACGCCAGACGCCUCGGAAGAGCGUUCCUUUGCCAAAGGACAAACAGAAAAUGACAAUUUCUCAGUAUUUCGACACGAUGGCUUGCGCGGUCUGCGGGAUUUGCUCGAGUAAAGAGAUAUGCGUGGACUGCGCCGUGGAGCCCAGUCGGGUUCUGGUCGUGCUACACGAGAAGAUACGUCAAGCGGAAAGGUCUUAUUGCAAUAUCGUGAAGAUUUGUCAGUCGUGUACUGGACGCACCGAUGCUGCCGACUGCGUGUCUCUGGACUGUCCGAAUUUAUAUCGCCGCGCCCAAUCCCGAAGGGCCUACGAGGGCACGAUUCGCCUGCAGCAGCUCAUAGAAAGCGGGAGUAAUCUAAACUUUUAAAAGGAUCCCUUCCCAAGACUUCCAGCAGCAUUCGCCUUCUCCAAAACGAGGUAUAAAACAAGUAGGGAAAAAAAAAGAGAGAAAACAACCAGAUCGCGGGAAGAAACGUCCGAGGGAAUUGACCAAAAGCGCACCGACUCUAUAUCUGCGCGACCCUAAUUUAAGCAAUUACACCCCUCAGUUACAUGCACACGGAUUUGCGUGAAAUUUUUUUCACGAACUACAUAUAUUUUUCACUUUCCGAAUUUUUACUCGUGGCCUCAACCGCAGUUAGAACGUAAUCGGCCGCUCGGCGGUGUCUUUUUAUUCCUCGUAAGUUGGAUGAGGGGUAAAGACCACUUAGCUGGUGAUCGUUAGGAAAUGAAGUGCGGGAAAUCGUCUUGGUUCCGCCGACUAACGGUGCAAAACCAGACAGGCGAUUUAACCCAGGAGCCUCCGAGGCGAGGGAACAUAAUGAUCAAAUUCUCUCAUCGCUUGUUCCUCCCCGUCGGCUUCACCUAACGUAUUUAAACCGGACUCCCGCAAGUCCGCUUGCUAGUUUUAUAUCGUGCUAAGAUUUUAAGAAAGGGCCUCAUGAAUUCCAAAGACCGCGUGGACGGAGCGGCUCGCGAUUCCAUUUGUAGAAAACUCUCCAACCCGAGCGGUCGUCAUAUCCCUUCAUUUUAAUCAAGGGGGAUGAACAAAUUCGCACCUAAUCGUACUUUAAACGCGGCUCGAGGUUUUCGAGCAGGUCGUCGAAAAAAAA